This is a messenger RNA of Lacerta agilis (Sand lizard), 1636 nucleotides long. RefSeq names its product extracellular tyrosine-protein kinase PKDCC-like. The transcript has 7 exons. Gene Ontology annotation, molecular function: non-membrane spanning protein tyrosine kinase activity. The record is from RefSeq and is a predicted model, not a curated record. Lineage: Eukaryota; Metazoa; Chordata; Lepidosauria; Squamata; Lacertidae. Bases 25 to 1437 code for a protein of 470 amino acids.
GGUCGCCUGUUCGGAAGUUGGGUCAUGCGCUGCUGCCCGGGCUCCGCUCUGCCAGCAAGGUCCGGGGCGCUCUUUGCGCUCCUGGCCGGCCCUGCGCUGCUCGCUUUGGCCCUCGUUAACUCGGGCCCUUGGCUGCUGCUGGACUCCCUAAUGCCCCCGAGCCUGAUGCGGGAGCUGGAGCAGCGGGAGGCGGAUCUGCAGCGCUUGGCUGCGUCCGCCCGGGCGGCUUGCGCCUUUUCUCCCGCUGCGGAGCCGUGCGGAGCCGCCGCGAGCGCGUUGGGUUGCGCGGAGCUGAGCGGCGCGACGGGGGUGCGCUUGGUGGGCUCCGGGAUCACCAAGUUGGUGCAGAGGGCUGUCCUGCCCCGCGGAGGAGGCCACGAGGUCGCCCUGAAGUCCGUGCACCCGGCCGGCCGCGACGUGAGCCGCUGCGCGCAACGCUACGCGCACCCGAGCGGCUGCUACCGCCUCGCCGCGUACAAGCUCCUCAAAGAGAUGGUUCUGCUGCAGAGCUUGGAGCAUCCCGGCAUCGUCAAGUUGCAUGGUCAGUGCUAUGAUCCUAGCUUAGAUCCUGAAAUGAAGGUGGUCACCGUUUUGGAGUUGGGUGUUCCCCUGGAGAUGAUUCAACUUCUGCAGACCCCCUGGGAGGAGAGAUUUAAACUUUGCCUGGAGCUGGUUGAGCUGCUCCAUUAUUUGGCAAAGUCUCCUCUGGGUUCCCUGGCCCUCCUGGAUUUCCAGCCCAGGCAGUUUGUCAUGGUGAACGGGGUCCUCAAAGUUGCAGACCUGGAUGAUGUGAGCACUGAGGAGUUGUCCUGCGAAGGGGAUGGGGACUGCACCCUGGAAUUCCCUACCAAAAGCUUCUCUCUCAGAUGUUCUGCGCAGGGGAAGUGUGAAGGAAUAAAUGAGAAAAGGAACCUCUUCAAUGCUUACCGGUAUUUCUUCACGUAUCUCCUGCCACAUACUGCACCCUUCGUUUUGCAACCCAUUCUGAAGGAUAUCCUGAAUGCCACAGGUGAUUUGCGAUAUGGAACAAAUGAAACCCUGAGAGCUUUUCAGAGAGUUUUGCAUUUAUACAAGUCUGGACUUUAUCUGCAGAAAAAGCCUUCUCAAUUGAAAGACUACAUUGCCUUAAAGGGCUUCCACAGCAGGGAUGCAGAGGACUACAAGUGUUGGCCAUCCUAUCGCCACUCGGGGUGCAUGCUCUCUGUUCACAACGAAGAGGAAGCUGCCGCCAUUUGCAAUUCCCAUCCUCAGUGCCAACAUUUCUCCAUCACUCUGCAGAUAACAUGGACAGGAAGGCCACUUGCUUUGUUUCGAAGCAACUUGACCGAAUUAAUUCCAGGCGGCGACAGAGUGGUUUAUGUUAAGCGAUCUGCAGCUUCAAAGACAAGCCUCUUACAAGGAGACUUGGAGAAUACGGAGCUUUGGGACAAGGAAUAAUCACUGGGACUAACUUCACCCACUCAAGAGAGGAUGAUGUUCUUCAUUUCUGCUUCAGGAUAUUCCUUUGGGACUUCUCAAGUCAAUGGGUGGUGUUUGAAUGAUCAAAGCAAACCUUCCUUUUUCGUAAGAUGGAAUAACCUGGGCAAGUUGGUUACAUGAUGAUACCCAUGCACAACGGUCAGAAAUGUGCAGGGCU